This is a messenger RNA of Anthostomella pinea, 13935 nucleotides long. The record is from the annotation of a GenBank genome assembly. Lineage: Eukaryota; Fungi; Ascomycota; Sordariomycetes; Xylariales; Xylariaceae.
AUGAGUGAUCACGAGGGAGUUUCUUUCUGCCCUGCCAGAGUCGACCCGUAUUCGCACGUUCAGGUGGCCGACUUCUCAAACGUCCAGUUCCUCCACAUACAGGACUCGGAGGAGGAAGCUGAACAAAAUGUUGGGCAAAGCGAGCCCGAGGACGAAGGUGUAGACUAUGGCCCAGUGGAGCCUCAGACCCCCGAGCAGGCUUUGUUAUCGCAAGCCGCCAAAGGAAAGAAGGCCAAGGGAAAGAAGGCUGCAAAGCCUGAGCCCAAGGAGCCAGAGCCAGUGGAGGAAGAGCAGGAAUGGGGACCCCCUGCGUCUAAAAAGAAGUCCAAGGGGAAGAAGGGCGCGAAAGCUGCAAAGUCGGUACCCGAAGAGCCGGAAGCAGUGAAGGAGGAGGAGGACGACUUUGGACCUCCCGCUUCCACCAAGAAGGGCAAGAACGCCAAGAAGAAGGAGAAGGCCAAACAGAAGGCCAAGGAGAAGGUCGAUAACGUGAAAGGUGUGCUGAAGAGCGACAAAGCAAAGUCGGAGCCUUCGGAACCUUCUCCACCCGCGGCGGAGGAAUCACCAGCUCCGCCAGCUCAAGAUGAGACACCGACUGAGCCUGAUCCGCCCGCCCCGGUACCUGCGGCUGAGGCGGCCCCCGAUGCUCCUGUCGAGAGCAAAGAAGCCGAAGCUCCGCCGCAGCCUGAGCCUGCUUCCGCCAGCGAAGCUGCGAAGGACGAGAGCGCCCCAGCAGCAGGAGACGCCAGUGAACCACCUGCUGAGAAAUCAAGUGAGGCUGUGGUAGCUGAACCGGAACCGGAACCAAAGAAAGAGGCUGAAGCAGAGCCCGCAGCCGAAGCUCCAAGUGAGGCAGUGAUUGCCGAACCGGAAGCAAAGAAGGAGGCUGAAGGAGGGCCCCUAGCCGAAGCUCCGAUUGAGGCUGUGGUAGUCGAGCCGGAACCAAAGAAGGAGGUGGAAGCCGAGCCCGCAGCCGAAGCUCCAAGCGAGGUGGCUGCUGUGGUAGCCGAACCGGAACCAAAGAAAGAGGUUGAAGCCGAGCCCGCAGCCGAACCUCCAAGUAAAGCUGUGGUAGCCGAACCAGAAGCGAAGACGGAGGCUGAAGCAGAGGCCGCAACCGAACCUGCGAGCAAAGCGGUUGUUGAACCGUCUAGCGAGCCGGAGAACACUACACCAGAGCCCGCGAGGGAGCCAGAGAGCAAGUCUGCGGCUGAAGACUCGGAAAAUACUGUUAGUGAUCAGUCCAGCAAGGCAGUGGAUCCUGCGCCGGAGCCCGCUGAAGCGCCAGACAGCGCACCAGCAGCUGAUACCCCUACUGAGGUUGUCGAUGAGAAGCCAGCUCAACCUACCGAGGCCGAACUCACGCCAGAACCUUCCAAGCAAGCAGAGAACCCAGCAGACGAGUCGUCGAGCGAUGCUGCCGGCGAGAAGCCCAGUCAGCAGGUCUACACCGAAUCAAUACCGGAGCCUGCCAAAGAAGAAGACGGUGGAGCAACAGCAGUAGAAGUCGAAGCAGCAGCCAAGAUCUCUAGUGAACCAGCUGCGGUAGAAUCUACCCCAGUCCCUCCCCAGGAAUCCGAAAACCCUCCACCGCCCGAGUCUGCGAGCGUGGCUGCAGCCGAACAACCUGUCGAACAGACUGAAACGACAGACUCGUCAACCGAGCCUCCGAAAGAGCCUGAAACCGCAAAGGAAACCGAAGUUGCCCAACCACCUGAGCCGGGGAACACGCAAGCUGCCGAGGUCAGCCCCAGUGCCGAACCUGUGAGCAACAACCCAAUCGAUGACAGUCUUGGAGAAGUUGCAGAACUGGAGGAAAGCAAGAGCCAUGCCCUAGAGGAGAGAGCACUUGAUCCGACCGAUGCGGAAGUAGCAAAGCCCGCAGUGCUCCCACUGGAAGAGAAGGCGCCUAUCGAUGAGCCUAAGACCGCGGUCGAAACCACAGCUGAAACCCCAUCCAGUCCGGCCAUAGCAGAAGCGAAAGCCGCGAGCGUACCAGCUGCUUCAGAUUCUCCUGCGGUGGCGGAACCCGUGACAACUGAAUCUGCCGAAGCAUCGAAGGAGGUGGAAGAACCCGUCCUCGACGCAACCACCGCGGAGCCCAAUUCUCCAGCUGAUGCUCCACCGAGCCCAUUGACGGAAAAGCACCAACUGGAAAGCACGCCCGAUGUGCCAGCAGAUUCUCCCGAUAAACCAGAAUCUGCGACAGUCGAGCCGGUUGAGAGUUCGAAGGAUUCCGCAGUAGUGGAACCUGAGAAGCCAGCUUCUGACGAAAGUAGCGACAAGGCGGACAAGGAAGUCCCCUUGACCACACCAAUUGCCAAGGAUGAACCCCCAGCACCUGAAGAGCCCGCAUCUGAGGCCGAUAAUGUUUCUGAAGUUCCCAAAGAGGAACCGGGCGAGACUAUCGCUGCUCCCCAGGAAUCGGAGCCCUCAGAUCACACAGCUGAGGCGGCAGGCGACUUCCACACAACUCAGAGCCAAGGAGACGAUGCGGAUGCGAAUGAAGAGCCUCAAGAAAGUAUGAAGGAUGAGCCUGCUGUUGCCAGCACGAGCGAUGUCGAGCCGUCAGCGCAAGAAGUCGCUUCCGAGGAGCCUGCAGAAGCCAAGCCUACCGAGCCGCAGCAGACAGUUGCUCAACCCGCAGAUGCUGUGCCUGACGACGAGAAGCCCGAAGACGAACAGGUCAGCGGGUCAUCCGGGGACCCGAAGUCUGAGCCCGCGAAACCUGAGAGCGAACCAGAAGUCGAGGCGCAAGACAGCGUUCCUUCAAGCGAAGAAGUCGAGGAACAGGUCGCGGAAGACAGCCCUGCCACAGAUGCCGACAAUGUGGUCGGCGAUGUGGAUAAGGUGCCGGCGGAGCAAGUCGCCCCCGAAGCCAUACCCGUGGACAGCCCUGCCGAAGAUGCUGCGCAGGUUGUUGAGAGCUCCCAGCCCCAUGAGGCCGAAGAGCCGUCAAAGAUCGAGAAGGCUCCAAAGGUCGUCGAGGAACCCGAGCUUGUCGACGAGCCGCAAGUUGUUGACGCUGAAAGUCAGCCGGGUCCUAAACCUGAAUCAACUGAUGAUGUGGUCGCGGAAGAGCCAGCUGAUCCGUCGGCCACCGAAGAGUCCCAGUCACCAACAACGAAGCAGGUCCAUUUUGCCGAGAGUCCUGAGGUCAUUACCGCGCCUUUGACUCGUGAUGGAGGUGAGACGGUUAACCACGAUGACCCUAAGGAUACACAGGAUGACGAUGAGCCUGCAGCCGCUGCCGGUGCUGAGCCUGCUGCAGGCGAGGGUGACGACAAAGCCGAAGAAAGCCCCGACGGAGAAGCCACGGAGGAAACUCCUGAAGAACCAGAGAACAUCUUGAGUGCCGUCCCAGCUGCCGAUGACUCAGCUCCAGCUAGUGACGUUGCCACAGCGAAAGACCCUGAACUAGCGGGCAUCAGUGAUGCACCAACCGCUACCGAAGUUCCUGCCGAAGACGUCCACGAGGUCGAGAAGGAAAACGACGCCAUCGAAGAUAGCGGAAUCGAAGUGGAAAACGAGCCAGAAAGCGCUCCGGCCGUAUCGGAGAUCACCCUAGUGAAAGCCGAGGAGACGCCUGUGGAGGCUCCAGCUUCCGAGGCCAAGGCUGCUGAGCCCAAGAAGACUGUCAUGGACGAAGAGGUUCGGGCGGAAGUGCCACCAAGUCCUGCCAAAGAGGAGGAGCCAACUUCUGCUGUGAUCGAAGACGUUGCACCGACGGCAACUAGCGACGACGAACCUCCAGCCGCGGAAGCUCAGCCCGACAGUGGCGACGGUCCGAAAGAAGUGUCUGAGCCCGAGCCCAUUCCAAGACAGCCAUCCGCAGACGAAGAAGUUGUUAAGCCUACCAAGAAUGACUCCAGCAGUGUAGUGCCUGACAAGCCUGAAGGCGAGAGCCAGACCGUUGAAGAGACUUCUGCUUCCCCAGCUAAUGAAGCUGUUCCCUCGAUUAAAGAGCCCGCAGAGGCGACCAGUGGCUCAACGGACAAGCAGGACGAUGAUGCGGGUGACAGUGCGCCAGCUGCUGCUCCUGACGAGGAAGCUGCACCCCCUAGCACUGACAAGGAGGCUGAUGUCCCAGAGGAGUCUCUUGUUGAGCAAGCGAUGUCGGAGACACCUUCUGCACCGACCCCUGUCGCUGAAUUACCAGAGACUGUUGCCCCUGAGCCUGUUUCCGACGUUGAAGAGACUGCUCCUGAUGACGACACCAAGAUAGAGCCUUCGGAAGAAGCCACUGUGGCUGAAGUUGCUGCCGAGAGCCACGAGACCGCCAAAGAAUCAGAGAGCGAGGAAUCACCAAGCUCCGAGGCGACCGAGGACCAGUCAGCUCAGUCAGACGAGGCUCAAACGUCAAUUGCUACCGAAGAAACCCAUGUGAGCCCGUCAGCAGAAGAUGAGGGUAGCGAGGAAAAAGCGGCUCCUGCUUCAGACGCCCAACCUCUGGAGGAGGCCUCGGUCGAGAAAAGCACAGCUGCUAUCGAACCCGAAGAAGGGGCUCCUGUGAAAGACUCUGAUCCUAGUCCAGCCGCAUCUCAAGAAAAGCCGCCAGCUGAGCAGAGUGCUGCUGUCGAGGAUAGCCCAACUCCCAAAGAACCUUCCAGCGAGAAACUUGUCGACGAGACGGCGGAGAAGCUAUCGCCAGAAAAGAAGAGCGAGAGCGUUAUUGAGCCACCAGUUGAAGAGACCAAGACGAUUGAGGACGGUCCAGCUCCUGAAGCUAUGCUGACCGAGAGCGCAACGGAGAAGGAAGCAGAGCAGCCGCCUUCAGAGAAGGGUGACAGUGCGGAAGAACCACCAAGUACUGCUCCUCAGCCUGAGGUCACUGCCAUCGCCACUGAAGGUGAACCAGCAGCCGACAAGUCAGAGGAAGUCACAGAGAAGCCAAAAGAGCUCGCACCUUCGGCAGAGGCUCCUGCAGAACCGGCAGAGCCUGAAGUCGUGAAGAAGGUACUUGCUAAGCCUCAGCCCGAUGCCGCUGAGACUGAGGCACAGAAGGAGGACGAUGUGCCCGCUGUUGAGGCAGUGCCCGAAGAGCCGAAGAAGGAGGUUGAGCCUGCGGUAAUGGAGCCUGCCCAGAGCAAGCCAUCCGAAGAGAGCGAACCAGCCGCAGCCGAAGUCACCAAAGAUGCUGAACCGGACGUAGCGAAGGAAGAGACCGCACAGCCCGAGCCGGCCGUAGUCGAGAGCGAACCACUAGCAGUUGCCCAGCAACCAGAGGAGGUAGCACCGACCGAGUCCAAACCAGCCCCUGCGGAAGCAACAGCGGUGCCAGAUGAAACACCAAAGGAGGAACCUCCAGCCGAGCCUGAAGCUGUUGCGGAGGUUGUCGUUGAACCGGCUCAAGAAUCCAAGGAAGAGGCUCCAGUGGAAGCAAAGCCAGUGCCAAAUGAGACCACAAGGGACGAAACCACAACAGAGCCUGAAGCUGUUGCCAAGGAUGCCAUCGAACCGGCUCAGGAAUCCAAGGAAGAGGCUCCAGUACAGGACCAAGCGCAGCCAAAGGAGGCCGAAAAGGCCACAGAGACCGCCGCUGCUGAAGUCGUCGCUGAGCCUACAGAGACUAAGCCCGCUGAAGUACCCGCUGAGGCUAAGCCCGUUGAAGCACCCGCUGAGGCCAAGCCAGAGCAAGUCGAAGACAAGACCAAGGACGUCGAAAAGGCACAGGAAGAGGAGGAGAGCAAGGAUACCGUCGGACCGAUCCCAAGUGAGGAAAAGCCUGUCAAGAGGGCAACGUUUAAAGGUAAGGACCAUACCCUCCCCAGUGCUUUUGGAGAUACCCCAGGUGUUAAGUUGCUUGCUUUUGGUGGAGGUGUCCCUGGGUCGGUUCCUGCGGAUGUUUUGUCGUUGGAGGAGAAGGAAGAGGAUGUGAUUGAGGAGCAGGGGCAGGAUGGCGCGGUUGAGGAGGAGGGGGCGCCGAGUGAACUACCGGCUAUCAGUACAGGUGCAUCUGAGCCUGCUCAGCUUGAUGACACCAAAGAGGAUGUCGAGAAGUCGGCUACACCCCAAGAGAGUGGUGUCGAGCAACUUGAGGAUGUUGGGGAUUCGCAGCUCCUCCCUCAGAAGAGCGGCGAGAACCCCAUUACCGGAGAUCCGCUUGAGGGUGAGACUGUUGUGCCGGUGUCAGGUACCGAGGAGGCGGACGAUCCAAGUCAAGAACCGGUAUUUGAGCAUGCCUCAAUCACCGAAGUCGACCCAGACGUUCUCGAAGACGAACGGGCAAGUCCAACUGCGCAGAUCCUGGAUCAUGCCGACGACUCUCCAGCGCUCUUGCAGGAAGUUUCUGUCACGGAUGCUGCACAGGAAUCCAAGGAAAUAGUCUCUAUUCCGCCAGUAUCAGUCGAGGCCGGUCCGGCGGUGGUCAUCGAUGAUCCCUCGCCCACCACGCCCCAAGCAGAAGUCGACACCCCGAUCUCGACAACGCAAGGACUGCCUGAUGUUGACGAUGCACGGCCGGAGAGCCCCGAACUACCCGACUACCUGCCGCAGGCACCGUUGUCAGACGAUCAACAACUGCAUGAGCCUGAAGAAAACGACCAGUCCUCGCCUUUACCACCCGAAGUUGUUGAGCAGGAAGACAAGCCAUCCCCAGCAGAGGUACCCAAGGAUCUUGACGUGGACAUCGCACCGCCUGAAGAUUCUACUGAGCCCGAAAUGCUCGGAGUUGGCUCGGAAGACGCACCUCUCCUGGAGCUAACGCCGGACAAUUCUGGCAGCGGCCAGCCAGCCAUUGAGGCUUCGAGUACAUCGGUGAUCGUGGAGUCGAAUGACCAGGAGUCACCCGAGGUAGCGGCAGAGCCCACCACUCCGGAGUUGGCGAAUGAACUGUCACUAGCUGAUGCUGCCGUCCAGCAACCAGCAGAAGCAACUGAAGAAGUCAAGAGUUCCCACGAGGAACAUAAUCCUAAUGACAGCCCUCAUGAGCCAGAGAUACAUGAUGAGGCAAUCACAUCAGCAGCGAACCCAUCCUUGCCUGAACAGUCAGUGGAUCUCCCGACGCAGCUCGUCGAAGAUGCCCCUGAGGCCUUCGAGAUACCCGAUGAACCGGAGGAAUCGCUCGACCUGGGUGAGCCAGAAAGUCCACUUGAUCCUGAUACUGAGGUGCCGUCUGGGAACCUGGAUAUCGACGAGAAGGCUGCCCGCAUCUCGGACACGUUGCCGCGAGAAGCCACUCUUUCGAUAGACGACAGCGAUCAGCAUUUGCAGUCUGAAGUGGCACCAACUGCAACAGAGACCGAUGAUACCCAAGACGUUGUAGAGCGAGCAACUGAUGAGGAGGAGCCCGCAGUCAGCGGGGCUCUUGAUGAAAGCCACAUCAUCACUCCGCAGGCUCCAGAGGUGAGCGAGAAUGCCGUCACCGCGGAGCCAGCAAGCGAUGCGGAAGCCCCGCAAGAGGCCUCAUCUCCGGUCGAACAUAGUCCGACGGUCCUGCCACCGAAUGAGGAGGCCGAAGUCGCAGAGUCAAGCCUUGAUGAACAGAUGAAGGAGUCGCAUGAGCCGGACAGCCCUCGAACAACGGUCACGCACGAGAAGCUUGGCGAACAAAACAUACAUCCCAGCUCAGAUGAGCCAGAACAGCUUGUACGGCAUGAGGAGAAAGACACAAACAUCUUUCCGCCCUUGGAGGCUCAUGUAGCCGAGUCCGAACCGAUCGCAGUUGGCCAGCCGAGUGACGUGGAUUUGAAGCAGCCAGUGCAACCACCUACCGCGGAUGAGCCUAUUGAAGUCCAAGCUGUCUUGGAGCCAAGCACCAUCGAAGCCAGUACGGCCCAAUUGCCUGGGCACGCUUCCCUCCGUACAGAUGCGAAGGUUCCUCAGCCAUCUAAGGACGAGAAUGCUGUUGAAGAGGCGCCGACGGAGCCACAAGCUGAGCCGAUCGCCAAAGACGAAUCCACGUCUGAUGCCCAAGCUCCGAUCAUUUUCAACGCCGAACCGGCACAAUUCCCAGAUGAAGUCUCAAUCACCCCUCAGAUAGAGGUCGAGCACGCCGAGCUGGUGGAGCCAGAUGUCAUCUCGGCCCCGCAGCCCGACAAGAGCACAGCCGAGUCAGAGGUCCCCGAGACAGAGAUUGAUGAGACCGCAGACGCUCAGACUGACCCCCAAGCCGAGCCUCUGGCACAACCUGCGGCGGAGAACGAGCCAGUACCUAUUCCAGCUCUGGAGACACAGCCCGAACAAGCUCCCAGUGACAUCGUGGCCGACGAUUUUGCACCGGUCCAUCUCUCUGAGCCAGAAGGCGGAAGGGGUGCCCCCGAGUCAUUGAUCACCGAUGAGAAGCACUUACCAGACUCGGAUCCGUCCACUCUGGACAAUGAAGUCGCGUCUGAAACCAUUCAUGUGCCCAACGCACUCGCUGAGACCGAUUCAAGGAAUGAGAUCGCCUCGGACGACAUUAUUCCUGGCGAGGAUAAAACGGCUCCAUCAAAGGACGUUGACGGCCCUUCGUCAGAAGUAGGAUCCCAAGUCGUCGAGAGCGAGCCCAUUGUCGAUGAAGAAUCUGUUGCCUCAAAGCCACCAGUCGUUCCAGAGCUGCCUGCGGAGACCACACCUGCGGAGACUGAGCCUCCCGAAGCCGAGCUUUCUAUCCAAGAGGAGCCUGCUAUCCAAGAGGAGCCUGUUGUCCAAGAGGAGCCUGCUGUCCAAGAGGAGCCUGCUGUCCUAGAGGAGUCCGAUGUUCUAAAGGAGCCUGCUGCUCUCGAGGAACCUGCUGUCCAGGUAGAGCCUGUCGUCCAAGAGCAUUCUGCUACCCCAGAGGAGCCUGUUGUUCAAGAGAUGCCUCUUGUUCAUGCGGAGCCUGUCGUCCAAGAGGAGCCUCUCGUUCACGAGGAACCUAUCAUUGCAGAGGAGCCUGUCGCUGCACAGGAGCCUGUCAUUGCAGAGGAGCCUGUCAUUGCAGAUGAGCCUGUCAUUUCAGAGGAGCCUGUCAUUUCAGAGGAGCCUGUAGUUGCACAGGAGCCUGCCAUUAAGCAGAUUGGGGCUGUCGAGGCAGAGCCAACAGUGAAUCAAAAGCAGCGUAUCGCCGCAGAGGAUUCUAUCCCCGAAGAACCUGUUCCAGCUUCAAACGAUCCGUCGUCAGUGCCAGAAACAUCCCCGCUGCAAGACACUCAGGAACGGGCAAUUCUGGAGUCCUCCUACGCCGAGCCUGCACUGGUUGAAGUGGUCUCAGAUGUGGACGCUCCACCGGCAGAACAGACCGCAUCCCACGUGCAGGAUGAGGCGGACGACUCGCCGGAACCUGUCUUUAAAAGCAAUGACCCAACCGACGAACAGGCAGAUCCGCCCGAAGGCAAGAGUACUGAGUCGACGCUCCCAGGGGAUCCGGACGCACUUGGCGAGUUUAUUGAGACCCAAUUCGUACCAAAAGACGACGUGGAGACGCCCCCGGAUCUGGUCGAUGCGUUAGCCGCUGAGGCAGAGGGGCCGGCUCUGCAAGAGCCUGUACAAGAAGUAGCCCAGGUGCCUAUCGAAGAGCCCGUACAUGAGACCGCUGAAGUGCCGAUUCCGGAGCCCGUAGAAAUUCUGGCUCAGAGACCUGAAGAAGAGCCUUUGCUCGCUGGCCAGUCAGAUGGGAAGCUCGCGGAGGAUCCAGUUGAGCAACCUGUACCUGAGAUUUCUCAUGGAAAGGUCCAAGAGCCCAGCCAAGAAGCUGAGCAGCCCGUACCCGAGCUUUCCCAUGAGAAGGUUCAAGCGCCCAGCCAAGAACCGACCUCGGGGCCAAUCGAGAUUUAUGAUCUACAGUCAACAAGCCAGCCUGUCCACAGCAUUGUUGAGCCUCGAGCCGAGGCCCAAGAACCAGUUCAAAAGCCCGCAAUUGACGUUAUCGACGUUGUCGUGCAGAAUGAACCUCUCGAGAAGCUUGCACAUGAGACUGUCGGAGAGCAUGUCGAUGGGCCAGUUGCUACGAAGUCCGAACAAGUUGCAGAUCCAUCCAACGAAGCUGUCGGCGAGUCUGCUCAAGAACCUUCGCUGGAAGCCGUGCAGGAGGCCAUCCGUGAGAAACGUCAAGAAUCUGUCGAAGCGCCCGUUCAAGUGCCUACUGAAAAGUCAGGCUGGUCUGAGUUGUCAACCGCACUCCAGUCCCAGAUAGAAACAACUGGUGCUGAUGAGGAGCCACCGCUUGUCACGCAACCUACAUCACUUAUCGACUUCGUACCGGUUGAGCCGUCUUCUGUAUAUGUCGUGCCGACGAGCCCCCAUAUUCUACCUAUGGAGCACGAUGACGAAUCAGGUGCUAUUCAGUCCGAUCCACUGGGUAACGAAGUGCCAACAACCGCGCAGCGACCAUCCGCUGAAGGGAAUACGACUGAUGAAGAGUCUCAACCUCGGGCGGAGCCACUGCUGGUUGAAGAACAUCCUGAUCCCGGACAUGACGUUGCUGUUGAUGUGCCAGAGGCUGCCGAGGAUUUGCACUCACCAACCUCUCCUGAACCUGAAGGUGUCAUCCCUCAGUCUGUGGAGGGCAUCGAAACCGACAGCCCAGAUCUGGACGACGAUUACAUCACCAUUGAAAAGCCUGAUGGCGAUGCGCCCGAUGAAUCUCUGGGACCUACGGAAGCUAACUCGCUUCCUCAUGGAGAUCCUCCAGUCGAAGAUCUGGAUGCGCGAGACGAUGAACAAGAGACCUCCGCAGAGGCAAAGGAGCCAGUUGAUGUGGUGUCCGCGGAAACCCAGAGGGACAUUCCUCAGGAAUCUAAGAAACCACAUGCGAAGCCUCGAGAUUUUGCUCCAGAACCGAGCUCGAGUCCAGAUGAAACUCUGGCUGUCGAGGACGAGGAUCAUAAGCCGACACCGGUCGCAACUCUUGAAUCCCCAGUGAUGGAAGAGAGCCCAGAGGUACACGCCAUUGAGGCCUCAGAGAGCCCCGUCAUCUCCCGCGCCGAUCCUAGUUCCGAAGAGGUUGAGCCUCAAAGCUUAGCCCCUACGGUAUUGCCGGAAGAUAGUGGCCUUCGUCCACGAGAAACUGCAUCUUCGCAGGGUCUAGACAACGGUACUGAGCUCAUCACGGGUGCAUUGGAAGCGGCUUCGGUAGAAAAGGCCGACUUUCAACCUCUGGACGGACUCUCUAAGAAAGGCGAUGUACUAGCCAGCGAAGCCAUCCCUGAGCACACAUCGAAAGCGACCAAUGCUAAGGACGAUGUCACUCCCGAGGAGCCACUAUUAGGCGUGGAGAAGUCCCUUUCGAUCAAUGUGCCUUCUGGGGAGCCACAGGGGCCAGAGUCCCAAGCUACAAUGACCGAAGUCAUCCCUAGUGAGGGCGAGGCGCUGCCGGUCUCUGUCAAAGAGCCUGCGGCAGAUGAACCUCAGGUCCAACAUCUGACAGACACCACUGCGUCAGCUGAUCAGCUCACACCGACUCAGUCCGAUGAGAUCGAGCCAAAGGAGGCUACUCAAGCCCCCAGUCUGACCGAGGUAUCUGCUGAAGAUAUUGAGGCUCAGCCUGGUAUUGUUGCUACUAAGCCAAGACCGGAUGAAAGUCACGAUGCUUCUACUCCAAUAAAGGAAGAUAUCGAAGUCCAAUCUCCUGCAAUUGAGGUACCAGAAGCACAGGAUGACGUCCCAAGUUCGGAAGGGAUCAACGAUAGCGUAUAUGCUCCAGAAAAUCAGGGGCCCUUUGCCAGCGAACCGGUAGAGCAAGCGGAGUCGGUAAGCAAAGACGUCACGGCGAAAGAGGUUUCAAAUUCCACUCAUUCGGAAGAAGAGACUCGGGUCUCCGAUGCGGAAGACAAUGAUAGCCAUGAUGGGCUCAUUGCUGCAGGUGUUACCGGAGCGGCCGCAAUUGCCGCCAGCGGUAUACUACUUGCACACAAGUCCUCGGCAGACGAGGUCGAUUCCACAGGCUUGCCAUCUACCACUAAGCCAGCGGGGGCGGUUCGUACAGACUUGGAUGUACCUGAACAGAGACUGGUCAAGCCAGUACCUGCCAUUCCAUCCGAACAAGCGCAGAAUACGCCCAUGGAGAAGCUUCAGGAACCCGCAUCGGUAGCCGUCUCCGAUGAGGCUGAGACGUCCCAUAAGGAUCCGUCAGAGAGGGCCACAGUGUGGGACACACCACUGUCAGAAAGGGCCAUAUCUACCCUUACAGCUGCCAAACCUGACAGACUUCCCACGGAAGGACCAGCAUACUCUGUGACAGAAGGUGAUCAGGGGUCCAGUGAAGCCUUCGGUGACGUUGCAGCAACCAAGGAUGUUCCUCUGUUCUCCGAGAUGACAAUUCCUGCUGAGCAAGCAGUUGCCGAGCGGCCCCACGAAGUAACAGAGAGCCCUCCAGUCCCUGAAGAGACAUUUCAGGCGGCGCCAAUGGCAGGUGUUACGCAUGCGCAAAGCCCCACGGAGAAGUCCAGGUCGCAGACAGAAGUAGAGCGUUCCGCUGCGCCAGUUUUUGCUGAAACAGUAGCAUCGAAUGUUCAUCUUCCCGGGUCGCUUGACGCCAUCAAGGAGAGGCCAAUCCCAGAGAAGAGCAGCAGACGUGCAUUGAAACCUCCUCUAGUGCAUUCUGGCACCCAAACCGAUGAGGCGAUCGGCCCUGACUUUCAAUUCGGGUCCUUCCUACCUGGACUUUCUCACUAUGAGAACCCAGAACCACGACCGACCACUCCAGCCGUUGUUCUACCCGACCUUGCGGACCCAAAGGCCAAAGCAUUGGGCCGUGCCAGAAGCAUCAGAAAACAACGCCGGAGAACGUUCAGGCAAGCAGAAGAGACUGUUGCUGCUGCCGUCGUCAUCUAUGCCGCGUCUCAAGAGAUUAGCCCGCCACCAAGCCCCGGACUGGGUAGUUCCCAACUUGAGAGAAGCCUUGCAGCAGCUAUCAAGAUAGCACAGGAGCCGACUCGGGGAUUUCCAGAUGUUGUUUCAUCAGGUGUGGCAGGAGAUCGUAGCGUUGACCAGAAUGACGUUUCACUCACUGUUGCUGACCUUUCGACAGAUGACGACGGAAAGAAAUCCACGGACGAGGCCAAGGAACGACACCAUCGACACCGCCGACGCCAUCAUCAUUCUUCGGGCUCGCGAGACAGCAAGGAGGGGUCACGAGACAGCAAGGAGGGCGACGAGAGUCAUCGCCGCCGUCACCAUCACCGCAGAAGCCGCACGGAAAGCGAUGCAUCUGCGAAGUCAGGCUCAGAUCAUGCCUCAUCUCGAACAUCCCAGCGACAAGAUAGUGGUUUCUCGAUGGAGAGCUCGCACAGCUCAUCGAGUCGUAGACACCGGACCCCCGAAGAGCAGGCCGCCCACGACAAGCGCAAGGAAGAGCGGCGCGCAGCUCGUGACGCUCGUGACAAUGAAAGGGAGGCCAAGGGCAAAGAGCCCGAGACCCCUUCCGGCGAUCGACAUUCGCACCGCAGCUCCAAACGCCACAGCCAAUCCCACUCUGAGCGACGGAUGUCCCUGAAGGACGAGUCGCCUGCCUCGAACAAGAAGUUCUUCGACAUGAAGAACGCCGAGAGUAUCCUGGCUCCUAGCCCGCCGCGCUUCAAGACGGAAGAGGUGCCCCGAUCAUCCAACUCGCCACGCUCCAAGACGGAAGAGGUGCCCCAACCAUCCAAAGAGCCCCCGAAGACCGAGACUCCCAAGCGCUCGAGCAUGACGAAGACAGAAGAGGCGCCCCGAGUAUCUAAAGAGCCCCUGAAGACCGAGACUCUCAAGCGCUCGAGCACGACCAAGUCUCAUCACAUGUCUGGCGACGUCUCUCGGUCCAAGAGCCACAGCCACAAGAGCCGAGGCGAGUCUCCCAAGAGGCACCACCGGUCCAAGUCCGAGGCCGCGGGCGGCGAGGCCAAAGCGUCCUCGUCAUCAGCGGCUAAAGCCUCGCUCGAGCCAAAAGACGACCACAGACACUCGAGACGCGAGGAGCGACAGAAGGCUCGCGAUGCCGAGGCCAAGAAGAAGCCGUCCACGGGCUUCCGCGCUGCUUUUAAGAAAUUGUUCACUUGA